Uranotaenia lowii is the source of this 1022-nucleotide messenger RNA. RefSeq lists its product as uncharacterized. Lineage: Eukaryota; Metazoa; Arthropoda; Insecta; Diptera; Culicidae. Bases 98 to 907 code for a protein of 269 amino acids. The record is from RefSeq and is a predicted model, not a curated record. The transcript has 2 exons.
AUCAAACAAUUCAUACUGAAUUAACUGAUCGACCGGAACGCAUCGAUAGGGCCAGUAGGAUUCUGGAGUCAUAAACGGUGACUAGUAACUAGUGACGAUGCGCUCAUUUGUAGUGUUAACCAUUGCUGUUGCAGCCUUUGGGCUAGCAGCAGCUCAUCACCCUCGAUCGGCGGCAGAAGUUGCCGUUGACAUCUACAGGACCUGCCUCAAUGAUGUGAACAUGAAGUGUGUCAAAUCGAAAGCCCUUUCGUGGCUAAGCAAAGCAGUUGAAGAAGACGAAAUCAAGAUAACCGACACUUUAACCAUCGUUCGGACUGGUACUGAAGAUGAAGAAGCUCCAGAAGUGAAGGAACAACAGCGUAGCAAUCAGGCUGUCUAUCUGUUGAACAAAAUUGACUCGUUCCUGUCUACACAUGCCCUGAAGAUGCAGACUCCGGAAGUGUUGAAGUCAGAGGAAGCCCGCGCCUACAUUCCCGAUGCAUUGUUGAAGGGAGGACUUUCCGAAGAUUUGGUAGUUCCGCUGACUGAAGGAAACGUUGCUGAAGGCCGUGGCUUUGUGAAGAAAGUCAUGAUUCCCUUCCUACUCGGAAUCAAAUUCAAAUCGACCGUUUUGGUUCCACUUGCUCUGGCGUUGAUUGCCCUGAAGACCUGGAAGGCAAUGACCCUUGGUCUGCUGUCUAUGGUUCUGUCUGGUGCAAUGGUCAUCUUCAAGUUCGCCAAGCCAAAGAUUGUAAACUAUGAAGUGGUGCAUUACCCGCCACCUCACCAUGCCCACCACGUGGACCAUCACAUCGAUCACCAUCACAUUGCCGCCCAUCCUCACGUGCACUGGGAUGCUCCAGCCGGUUGGAAGAAACGAUCUCUGGACGGUGAUGCCCAGGAACAGGCCUACGCCGCUCAUCUGUAAACGAACACUGCUCAAUUAGCUCAGGUAGUCCGACCGAAGUGGAAUCGAUCCAAAGCUAUAAUUUAUUUAUUUAUUGAAGAAUGUGACCGUGAAUAAAUGUUGAUACUUGCUUUAA